AUGAAGAUCCCUGCCGAUAAGGGAAAGCAGCCCGAGGUCGUUACCGACAGCGACGAUGAAGCUGAUUCCGCCGAUCCUGAAGACGCAGACGACGACCUCUUCGCCCAGUGCGAUCCUCUCCCUGACUGGGUACUGGAUCCGUCGGUGGACUUGCUAGCGAAGGUUUUGGAGGGACAGCUCAUCGUAUCGGAUCCUCCUCGCGCCCGGACGACUCUUCCUCUUGCGCCCCGUCUUCCAACGGGGACCAGGGAGCAACCUCCUCCCUACACGCGGGAGCUCCCUCUCGGGCAUUCUCUCGUUCAGCGCACCCCUGCUCGCCCUGAUAACCCGAGCACGUCGUCUUCGCGGCACGUCCCGCCUCUCGAACCACCUGCGGCUCCGACCCCUCCGAAGGCGUCCCCGCCCGAUUCUCCGGGCAAAGAACCGGUUGGACUCCCUCUAGGCAACCCUUCCGCCCGGGGUUUCUCAACGCCUCCCCGCACGGCGAGGUCGGCUGCGGCUACCCUUCGCAGCGCCACGCCGGGCAGCACCGUUCGACGGGUCGGAGGGGUAGUUGAUUCCUGGGACGAGUGCUUCCGCAUGACGCAACGUGUGAGCAAUGCUCGCUUCAAGGGGUUCCGGAGUCGGGAGGAGGCGGAGGCUGAUUGGGAACGCACAUUUGGUAGUUACGUCGAGACCGAAGACGGGAGGGUUGUGCCGUUGGUGGAGUGGGUGUAG
Messenger RNA from Punctularia strigosozonata HHB-11173 SS5, 717 nucleotides. RefSeq lists its product as uncharacterized. The record is from RefSeq and is a predicted model, not a curated record. The coding region runs from base 1 to 717 and encodes 238 amino acids. The transcript is spliced from 4 exons. NCBI's taxonomy places the organism in Eukaryota, Fungi, Basidiomycota, Agaricomycetes, Corticiales, Punctulariaceae.